Molecule: messenger RNA, 1644 nt
Organism: Phytophthora nicotianae INRA-310
Lineage: Eukaryota; Oomycota; Peronosporomycetes; Peronosporales; Peronosporaceae
Exons: 11
Coding region: 1-1644 (547 amino acids)
Molecular function (GO): NAD+ poly-ADP-ribosyltransferase activity
Source: RefSeq, a predicted model, not a curated record
AUGCCACCUCGAAGUGCUGCCAAGCGCGUGGACCCGCUGAGCGGCUGCCCCAGCUCAGCGGAGGUCUACCAGGAUGCUAAUGGCGUCGCCUGGAGCUUCAUGCUUAACUACACCAACAUCUCCUUUGGGACGUAUGGAAACAACAAGUUUUACAUGGUGCAGCUGAUCCAGGACGGCAACAAUUACAUGGUCUUCCGCAAAUGGGGACGCGUCGGUGCCAAGAACCCGCAGCGCGCUCUGGAGCGAUACAACACGUCGCUGGAAAAGGCGCAGGCCUCAUUUUCUAAGAAGUUCCUGGACAAGAGCGGCAAUGAGUGGCCACUGACUGGGCCGUUUGAGAGAGUGGAGGGAAAAUACGUGCUCGUCGAACUGGACGAUGAAGUCCCUGAAGAGGAGGAAGAGAUAAGCGACGUCGAGAAGGAAGAAGAGGUAGCGUCGACUCUACACGAGACCAUUCAAGACGUGUUGAAGCUCAUCUGUGAUGCCGACCUCAUCGCCCGAGAAGUGGCAAAUAUGAAUCUUGACUUGAAGAGGCUCCCGUUGGGCAAACUCUCUAAAACGCAAAUCUCGCAGGGUUACGCUUUAUUACAGCAGCUCUCAGAAGCAAUCAAGGAGAUCGAAGAGCUCAACAAGGUUGGCUCAAACGCUCAGGAGGCACCUACGAGACGAUCUGGAACCCGACGAUCCACUCGGGUCAAGCGAGUAGCGAAGCCUAAUGCUGCCCAAAUCCGCCGCUUGAAGACUAGUCUGAAGACCCUCUCUAGCGAAUUUUACACUUUGAUCCCGCACGAUUUCGGUCGAAACUUACCGCCUCCGAUCGAUUCGUUGGACGAGGUGAAGCUGAAGAUUGACUUGCUCGAGGUGCUGGCAAAUAUCGAGAUUUCGCAGAAGCUGCAAGCUGAAAAGAAGAAGAAUGCGAAGAAGAAUGCCGGCGCCAAGUUGAACUCGCUCGAUGCGCAGUUCAAUAUGCUCAACGUUAAGAUGGAGCCACUUCCUGAUUCGACCGAGGAGUUCAAGGUUAUUGAGAGAUAUGUGGAGACCACUCACGCUCCGACUCACGUGCAGUACAAACUGCGAAUCAAGUCCGUUCUUAAGAUCAACCGUCCGGAUGAAGAGAUGUUCACGGACGUUUUCAAGUCUGUGAACAACCACAAGUUGUUGUGGCACGGCUCUCGCCUAUCGAACGUCGUCGGGAUCCUGUCCAAGGGACUUCGCGUGGCUCCACCUGAGGCACCAAACAACGGCUACAUGUUCGGCAAAGGAAUCUAUUUCGCCGACUCGGUGUCCAAAUCAGCGAACUACUGCUGGACUACGCCUCAGAACCCGAAGGGCGUGUUGAUCUUAGCUGAGGUGGCCUUGGGCACCCCCUACAAGGCUCAAGAAGCAGAAGAUCUGACGUACACUACCUUGAAGAAAACCAAGGGAUGUGAUAGUACACACGGUGUAGGUCGCAUGGCUGCUCCCGAAGACGACCACGAGACCAUGGAGGACGGUGUUGUUGUCCCCAUCGGAGAGUUCAUGCCAUCCGAUGGCGGCGGCUCUCUGCUCUACAACGAGUUCAUCGUGUAUCGCCAGGAACAAGUGAAGUUGCGCUAUCUCGUUAAUCUCGACUUCCUCUACGAAGACGAAGAAGAGGAGGUAUAG